Messenger RNA from Haliotis rubra (blacklip abalone), 546 nucleotides. RefSeq lists its product as uncharacterized. The record is from RefSeq and is a predicted model, not a curated record. The coding region runs from base 44 to 469 and encodes 141 amino acids. The transcript is spliced from 6 exons. NCBI's taxonomy places the organism in Eukaryota, Metazoa, Mollusca, Gastropoda, Lepetellida, Haliotidae.
UUCAUCGUGUCCAACUAACAGCUGGCUAUUCAGAAUCCCCAAAAUGAUGUCUAUCCUAGCUAUUGCUCUGCUGUGCGCAUGCGCCCUUGUAUGUUCCGGUGCUGUGUAUAACCAAUACCCAUCCUACGGACAGUACCCGGAUGUACACUACAGGGAUCAGUACGUCCCUAACAACCACCCUGGCAACUACUACCCAGACAAGUACCCAACUGAUGUGUGGGGAGGACGCUCUCAGGGACAUUACAGAAGAUACCGACGAUCUGUGCCUUCCCAUGUCAAUGGAUACCCGAGUUACAGGCAGACCUACCCGUCAAAUGGCUUCCCUACCUACCCCUCAACACACGGCCAGACCUACCCUGACCAUGUGAACACCUACCCUGGACAUCAGGACACUUACCAUCAAGGUCAGCAAUGGAACCAAUGGGGAUCACAGACUGGAACUCAGAAAUAUGGCUCUUACCGGGGAUGAAGAGAUGACCGAUGUUGCAGUCAUCAUGUCCAGAGCUGAAAUCCUCACUAUGUACAAUGUAAAUAAACUUUAGCACG